AUGGGUUCAGACGAUAAACAACUAUUACCUUCAGAUUUUAAACCAAUUCACUAUUCUAUUGCCAUAAGCAAUCUAAAGCAAGAUAAAUUUGAUGGUGUUGUUGAUAUUACCUUAAAAAGUUUACACCCUUCCAAUACUGUUACUUUACACGCAAGUGGAAUUGACGUUCAUCACGCAGUUGCCAAGCUAGAAGACGGUGGUGACGUUGCGUUGGCUAGUAAGAGCUAUGAUUCAAAGAAGCAAGUUCUUUCUUUGCAAUUUGAAACCCAGUUGUCGCACUGUGUUUUGCACAUCGAAUAUACUGCAACAGUGCAAACGAACAUGUCAGGAUUUUAUUCGUCAUUCUACGACGAUGUGAAGACAGGGGAAAGGAAGAUCAUGUACUCUACUCAGUUUGAGGCUACCGCUGCGAGAUCUGCGUUUCCAUGUUUUGACGAACCUUCCUUGAAAGCGACGUUUGAUGUCACAGUGAGUGCGCCCAAGCAGUUCACUGUGCUUUCUAACAUGCCAGAAAAGGAAGUGAAAUCACUUGAUAAUGGAGCUGUCUCUCAUACAUUCCAUAGGACUCCGCGGAUGUCUACCUACUUAGUGGCGUGGGCAGUUGGUGAGUUUGACUUUAUUGAUACAGAGACAGAAAAAGCCAUUUAUCCCACUUUGGAGGGGUACAACACGGAUGAUGGCUCCUCUUCAAAAUAUGGUAAGCUUCCUAUAAGACUGUACACUGUUAAAGGCAAAUCCCAGUUGGGAAAGUUUGCUAUUGGAGUUGCCGCAAAGGUCGUUGACCACUUCUCAGAGCUCUUUGAAAUUGCAUAUCCGCUGCCAAAAUUGGACCUCGUCUGUGUUGAAGAAUAUUCGCACAAUGCGAUGGAGAAUUUUUCUUUGAUUACUUUUAGGCCUUCAGCGUUGCUGGUCGAUGGCGAUGCCUCUUCUGGUGAUCCCGGCUCUUUGCAAAAAGUCGCCUACGUGGUUUCCCAUGAAAUUGCACACCAAUGGUUUGGAAAUCUGGUUACUAUGAAAUGGUGGGAUGACUUAUGGUUGAACGAAGGUUUUGCAACGUGGGUCGGUUAUCUUGCGGUUACGCAUUUCUUUCCAGAGUGGGAUGUUUCUUCAAUGGUGAUGAUAAACUCGCAUGAGGUUGCCCUGGAAAUGGAUGCCUUAAGGGAAUCACACCCUGUCAAAGUCGCUGUCAGAGAUGCGAAUGAUAUUGAUCAGGUUUUUGACACCAUUUCCUACUUGAAAGGCUGUUCCGUGUUGGAGCAGUUCAGCGGCUUUUUGGGCAAUGAGCUUUUCUUAAAAGGUGUUGCGUUGUAUAUGAAAAAGUUUAAGUUUUCUAACGCAUCAUUCGAUGACUUGUUUCUGGCCCUCGGUGAAGUUGCUAACUCGGACCUUUUGACCCGUGCAAAAGCAUGGAUACUCAAUAUUGGAUAUCCGGUUGUUAGUGUCACCGCUCAUGACGGGAAAAUAGUUGUGGACCAACAAAGAUAUCUAUCAUACAAAAAACCCUCAGAUGCUAAGGAUUCAUCCUCUUGGUGGAUUCCAUUGAAAUACAUUGAUAAAAAUUCUACCCAUAUGUUGGAAUUUGAUUCAAAAACUCUAACCACUAAUUUGUCAAGUGAUGGUUUCGUUCUCUUCAAUGUGGACUGUUAUGGAUUUUAUCGGAUCCACUAUGCAGAAUCCAACAUCUUGGAGAACAUUUGCCAGAACUUGGAAAAACUAUCAUCUAGAAGUAAAAUAGGUCUGAUUUCUGAUGUCUAUGCAACAGGAACAUUUGAACAGUUGGCAACGGUUUCCCUUCAGCUGGUUGAAAAGCUUGGUGCAGAUGAGUUCUACGUCUGGUCACUAGUAAUAUCUGAAAUGCUAACCGUUAGAUCCCUAAUAUUCUCCUCUGUUAGCGAUCAAGUGAACUCCAUGCUAUCCGCUUUAAUCACAAAGCUAAUCGAAAAGCAACUUAACCCUGCCAUGACUGCCUUGGCGAAUGAAUUGGCUUUAUCUCAAGGUGACCCAAAAUCUUUCCUCAAAGCUCAAACGUACGAAGCAAUUUUAACUACAGCAGGAACCCUGGGACAUCCAGCAGUUGUGAACCGUGCUAGAGAGUUUUACAAAAGUGGAAAGAUAUCCCCAAGAACAAGAGAAUUGAUUCUGUCCACAAUUCUGUCUCGGCCAGAUACCCCAGUAAGCGUCUAUGAGGACAUACUAAAAGAGUUGAAGACUGCAACUUUAACCCAUCGUGAAGUCAUUUUAAAAUCUUUGGGUAAGGUCACUAACCCAGAACUUAUCGAUAGAACUUUAAAACUAAUUUUCCUUGAAACUGACCCUAUGAAUGUCCAAUAUGGUGCCGAGACACUAGGUAAAAACCCUUAUGUCCGUCAAAAGUUAUGGGAUUUUUUCCGAGCAAACUAUGAUGCAAUCUACAAAAGACUAUCCAUCAAUGCAGUUGUCAUUGAUAGGUCGAUUAGAUUUUCAUUUUCUGAGUUAGUUGGUGAUGAUGUUGCUACUGAAUUCGAUGAUUUUUUUAAAACUAAAGAACAACCAGGAUUUGACAGAGGUGUAAGACAAACCUUAGAGAGGAUCCAUAGAAACACUGAGUACGUUAAGUCGAACCUGCUAUCAAUUGGGGAAGUAUUGACGAAGCAAUAG
Messenger RNA from Eremothecium sinecaudum, 2637 nucleotides. Its product is annotated as M1 family metallopeptidase. The coding region runs from base 1 to 2637 and encodes 878 amino acids. Gene Ontology annotation, cellular component: cytoplasm. The record is from RefSeq and is a predicted model, not a curated record. Lineage: Eukaryota; Fungi; Ascomycota; Saccharomycetes; Saccharomycetales; Saccharomycetaceae. The transcript has a single exon. Gene Ontology annotation, molecular function: peptide binding; zinc ion binding; metalloaminopeptidase activity. Gene Ontology annotation, biological process: proteolysis; peptide catabolic process.